This is a messenger RNA of Clunio marinus, 225 nucleotides long. The record is from the annotation of a GenBank genome assembly. Lineage: Eukaryota; Metazoa; Arthropoda; Insecta; Diptera; Chironomidae.
AUGUACAAGAAAGGUUCUCCUUCAUCUGAAAUUCACCUAUCAUCAAUUUCGAUUACUGAUUGUUUAAUUGAACGUCAAAGAUUAAUGGAUGAAUUCUUGUGGAAACGUAACACGCAAUUUCUGUCUCUUAAUGAAAACUUCCACAGACAUAUUAAAGGAAAUAUCUUGACAAGAACUCAUGUUACAAAGGCAGUUUUCAAAUAUAAAUAUCUAACAUGUGGAUGA